Messenger RNA from Anopheles stephensi (Asian malaria mosquito), 5101 nucleotides. Its product is annotated as VPS35 endosomal protein sorting factor-like. The record is from RefSeq and is a predicted model, not a curated record. Gene Ontology annotation, biological process: endocytic recycling. Gene Ontology annotation, cellular component: endosome. NCBI's taxonomy places the organism in Eukaryota, Metazoa, Arthropoda, Insecta, Diptera, Culicidae.
AGAUGUGCCAGGAAAACAAUCGCUAUAGUCCUCUCUUUCACACAAGAGGUGGUAUGCCUCUGAUUAUGGGAUAGACGUCCCAUAGGAGGAUACAAACCAAACACCGACAAAGAAGAAGAAGAAGAAGGAAAACAAUCUCCCGAAGGCAGUGUAAAAACAAACAUUGCAUACUGCGCUCUGUCUUGUGUAGUAUCGAAUCAAGCCUCAACGAAUUGUGAUAUCGCAGCAUAAAAUAUGGCUACCGAAUGGGUGUGCGUACAGCGUCAGCAGGACGAGUGCCGCCGCUAUCUUGAUCAGUUCAAGGUUCUAGAUCAUCCACUGAAACAAUCGACGAUAACGGUUCUGGAAAGCCGAGGAACUCGAGGCAAGGUUUCAACGACAGCGAACGGAGUCUCGCUGAGCAGUAAUAAUUCGGCAGCAAUGUCUGCCGCAGCAUUGUCGCUCGAUCCGCUUACCAUAGCUUUCGAUGGAUCGGAUCCGUUGAGCCAGUUUGCAAAGCAGCAGUCAACAUCGCUGGGUAAAGAUCCGCUUUCCCGAAUGGCGGCCGAGAUGGAAAGCAGUGUCUCGGUUCCGCUGAGUCCGCUCGGCUCGCGAAACUCUCUGGGAAAAGGGAAAGAGCCAACCAACUUGCUGGAACUGGAUCUCAUCGAACCGUGGGCCGCCCGUCGGGGUGCGAUUUUGAACAAAUACACCACCUCCGAGAAGCUGUCGAUCGUGACCAGUUUUUUGACCGGCGGCGAAACGAUCAAACCCCAAACGACAAUGUCGGAGAAGGUCAAAUAUCGAUUGGAACAGCUGGAUGACUUUGACGACGGUUCCGUGCGGCAGAUGCUGGACCUCUCGCAGCAGGAAUACGUCGUGAAGAUCGAGCAACUAAACCACGAAUUGGUGCAAGCGUGGAAUCAGGACCAGCGCGUGAAAGCGCUCAAAAUUGCGAUCCAGUGCUCGAAGCUGCUGUCCGACACGUCCGUCAUCCAGUUUUACCCGUCGAAGUUUGUCCUCAUCACCGACAUUCUCGACAUUUUCGGUCGGCUCGUAUACGACCGGCUGCGCACGAAGGCCGACUACAUCCAUCCGGGCACGCGCGAAGUGACCUCGCUGCCGGAAAGCUUUACCCCAGACAUGGUGCCGGAAUCGGCGAAAGAAACGUGCCAAAACUGGUUCUACAAGAUCGCUUCCAUCCGCGAGCUGCUGCCACGACUGUACGUCGAGAUAGCCAUUUUGCGCUGCUACAGCUUUCUGGCCCAAGACGAGUUCGGUCUGGCGUUGCGCAGGCUGACGAAAAUGAUCCGUGGCAUUGGUGAUCCGCUGGUGGCGAUCCACGCCCGCUGCUAUCUGUGCCGAGUGGGCAUGAGUCUAACACUCGAUCGGACGUACAUUGGCGAAAAUCUAGACGACAUUCUGGCGGUCUACCACACCAUCUUUAACGGUGGAAUCCGGUCGGAGAUUGCGCGCCACCGCAUCACACUGAACGGAUACCUUUCCCUGUAUCUCCCGGCGCUCGAUUGGAUUUUGCAAGGGGUGGCCAUUCUGACGACGGACAACCAGCUGGACGAUAUUUUGCAGCGCUGUAAGGAGAAGAAAAAUCCGGCCCUGCUCCUUCAAUCGAUGAUGCAAUCGUUCCGCUCGGAUUUCAUCGCCUCCCGGGCUACGCAUUUCGUGCAGAUCUUGUCCUCCAUCUCGGUGGAAGGCCUUUCGAGGGGACAGCUGUUCCGCUUGCUGGGAAGCAUCCUGAGUCACACGCCACCGCCCACCGAACAGCGGGCAGUGGUACUCGCGAGCGCCAUGAAGACGAUCAGCUCGCUGGGCAAUGUGGAGGAGUUUAUGCAGUGUGCCGAGAUGUGGGCCCAGUACACUAGUCAACAUUUCGGACUGAAAGAGAUCGAUACCUUCCUCGGACAAGUGCUCCAGCAGAUGACCCCGAACCGGCUGUACGAGCAACACUACCACGAACUGCAGGUCAUAGUGGACAAAAUCGUUUCGAAUGCUCAAGACGUGCACGGCGUACUGGCACUGGACAAUUUUCUACCGCUGCUGGAACUAUUCCAAAAGGAGACCAUGAAGCUGGAGGUUUGCAAGAAUGUGCUCACCAGCUAUCGCAAUGCAACGGCCGGCGAUAAUGCACUCAUCAACGAUCCGAUCGUCACCAAUGCUCUCAUGUACAUCAGCCGGGUGUUGAAUGAUUCCGUCAACGCUCUCACCGGCGAAGAUGAACGGCGACAAAUCAGCGGUCUCGUGUGUCACUUCAUUCGCAAGGUAGACUUUGGGCGUGACUUCGAACAGCAACUUGCCUUUUACGUCGAGGCACGCUCGGUGCUGUCCAACCUCGAUUCAGCCCUUUCCACACUCAUACAUUCGGUCAACCGGCUGGCGACAAGCACGCGACGCAUCGUGAAGGGCCAGCACACGCAAAAGACGGCCGCCUUCGUGAAGGCCUGCGCCGCCUACUGCUUCAUCACAAUCCCAUCCAUCAUCGACGUACGUACGCGCAUGGAGCUGUAUCUACAGUCUGGGCAGGUUGCGCUGCUGAAUAGCUGCCUCCAGCAUGCCGAUUCCUGCUUCGAAGCUGCACUCAAUCUAAUCCCCGAGAUGCCCCGGAUGGUGGAAACCGACGGGAAGAUGCAAUCGACGGAAGGAUUCAUUAAAACGUUCGUCGUCAAUUUUCUGUCCACACUCGUCAUAGUGCCGGAUAAUCCAACCCAGGGAGUGCUGUACUUGCUGCGCCUCCUGCUGGAAGUCGUACCAAAGUAUCCCUUCGAGUCGACAUCGAGCAUGCUUUCCGGCAUCUACCUGCACGUGCUCGACUUUCUGUCCGUGGCGGCACAGGAGGUGUACCCGUACCAUAUCGUAAACGUAAUCUCCAACGACGAGCUGUACGGAUCCGAUCCGAAAUUCAUCGCGGAAGUGAACGAGCUGUGCUGCACGGUAUGCGAUAAGCUGCUGCAGCAUCUGAAGGCACUGCUGGAAUCGAACGCACUGCGAGCGCAGUCAGAGUUGGCGCUGGAUCUGUUCCUUAAGAUCAUUACCGGUGCGGAUCUGUCGGUGGACAAAAUGUUUACACUGACGGUCAAUCUGUGGAACCUGGCGGUAAAGAACCGGAGCGCAAUCGAUCCGAAGCAAUUGCAAACCGUUGUGAUGUACACGGAGCAUCUCGCCCACAUCACCCAGGUGGAGUCGCAAAGGCAGUGCCUGUGGCUGCUGCUGGAUAAAAUGAAAUCUCGCAUGUAAAGCACGCAAAAAGCAUGACCUCGGAGCGUCGUCGUGUCGCAAUACAAUGAUCCAUUCCCAUGGAGAGGUGAACAUCUUGAAGACUUUCUCCGGUUUAUGAUCGUAUCGCAUCAUUCAAUAAAGCACUGCAUACAUAUAUUUAUUUUAAAGCGUGCCACUACCCUGCUCCGACUUAGGCGAGAGAACUCAAGUAGACGAAACGCAAAACUAAAAAACCGAAAGAAUCAUCUUAAACUAUGGGGAGCUCAACAUAUCCGGUUUAUCGCAAUUAAAAAGCUGCUCGAUGGCUACUACUACAAUUGUUUAUUUUCAUUUCUUGUUUCAUCUUGUGUGUGUGUGUGUGUGUGUGUGUCUGUGUAUUGGUGUGUGUUUCUGUUUGUAGCUGCUCCUGCGGUAUUGUUGCUUCUCACACCGUUUUGCUUUAACUAUGGUUCAUUUGCCACGUAUUUCCGUGUCCUUUUUCUACGGUUGUGUGCUCACUGCUUGUUUGUUUCUUCUUCUGUAUUCUGCGCUCAUUCGAGAGUGCUAGUUUGCUUAACUAUCGUCUCGCGUUACUUAUUAUGCGCCCGCACGGAUGUAUUUCGUAUUCUUUGCUUUAGUAACAAAACGUUUGCUCUACGCUUUUCUUUUCCUUACGCCCCAAGGUGUGUACAUGCUUUGCCGUGUAGUGGAUGUGAAAUGUUAUCGCUCUAGCGACGUGUUGGACAUCGUGUAGCUAAACUUUGUUAUUGUUUGCGAUGGUAAGCCAUCUCACAUGUAUUGCCGUCCGCCCAUAUAUUGAACUGAUUGAGCAGCGGCCGCACACAUUUAUUGCAGUUUUCUCUCGGUUUGCCGCACGUCGGCAAGCGAUGAUGAUGCGUUCCGUUUUGCUUUUGGGUGUGUGUGUGUUUCAAUGUAUGUUUCCGAUGGAUAAGUAGUGUCGAUAAUGGAAUCUAGUCCUGCCUGCUGUCCAGGUGUGAUACGAUUCUCGGUUUAAUUUGAAUUGCCCGUUACAAUGCAGUACGAAUCGAGAGGCGGGAACAAUACCGAACUAAAACCCAACAGACAAACACAUAGAAAUACGUUUUCCAAAUACUUAAGUACCUAUAACUAACGCAAAACAGUCAUUUAAUGCCGCAAAGAGAAAUAGGAAUGAAAUGGAAAAUAAAGCUUGUAGUCAUUACAAGGAAAUGCGGAAGGAAAAGUCCCUCAAAUACUAUUUCUGCGCAACCAGUUACGUUACACGUUAUACGUCUUCGUUCUUCCCCUUGUGCGUCUCCUGAACUCGGUUACGCACGUCGAUCAAAUCCGAUUGAAGUCCCGACUCGCAAUCUUCCUACCUCGAUCACUUUUCAAAAUGCGCUCUGCCUGACUGUGUAUGAGUGUUCAUAUGAGUGUGCGUGUGUUUUAGUUGGGAGACCUUUAUUGCUAGCGCGCAUUAAUGUUUCGCAUGGCUCUCUGGCUAAUCGUUAUAUUCAUAAUAAAUAAACCGACCAAAAUGGCGCCACCACCUACCAUCGCAAUCAAUUGCCUUUUGUAAGCACAACACACCAUCAUGAUCGCCGCUUUCCCUGCACUUUUGAGCACAAGAUCGACGACCAGCUUUCCCCACGGUUCGUUACUCCUUAUUAUUGCGGCUUGGUGGCGGCGAUGAGGCUUCCUUCGCUUGCGUCUACGAUUUUUCUUUAUAGCUUUACGGGUUUUCAUAGUAAUUUCUUUAUUUUAAUAUAUAUUGACAAAAACAAUACACAUUCAAUGGGUUUGAUUGAUGAUUUUUGUUGCUUCAUUUUUGCUUGCCAUUUGCUCACUGCUUGAUGUUUCUUUUGUGUUUUUUUUCUAACUUUCCUGCUGAUUAUUGGCGCUUCUGCAUUUAGUUUACGCUUAGUUGUGUUAG